UAUAUUUUAUGAUAUAUAUUUUCAUAUUGUGGUUGGUAGUAAUGACGGAGUCCGUCCGGUGGCUAUGUGAGAGAGAGUUCCCUCCAUGUGUGUGUGUGGUGUAGGUGAUGUACAAGGUGAACAUGAGUACUCCGUGCAAAUUUUGAAGGAGAUGUUAUGUGUGCCGUGCCCGGCCGUGCGUCUUACUAUUGUGAUAAUCUUGAAAACUCGUUUGUAUAUACUGUAAAUCGUUUUGAAGCGAAAGAUGAAGAUGGACAUUUUGAUGGCUAGUAAAUAUAGAGGAUGUUUAUUAGGAGCUUUAUUGGGAGACUGUUUGGGAGCUCCGUAUGAAGGCGAAUCGCUGGUUUCUAAAGUAGUGCUGCAACAGUAUUUCGAUAAAUUAGGUGGACCCUACUUCAAAGCACCAGUUAAAAUGUAUACAGAUGAUACUGCAAUGACAAAAUGUCUUUUAAACAAUAUAUUGAGUAAUCGUGGGGUUGAACCUCGUGAUUUAGCAAAACGUUUCACUGUAGAGUAUUUUAACGAACCCCGGCGAGGAUAUGGUCAAAAUGUAAUUGAUGUGUUUCACAAAUUAAGAGCUGAGAAAUUUGAGGAUCCUUUUGGUCCUGCCAGAGCUCAGUUUAACGGGAGUGGAUCAUAUGGAAAUGGAGGUGCAAUGCGCAUAGCACCUAUUGCCCUUUUUUAUUACAAAAGUUUAUCUGAUGUAAUAGAAAAUGCUAAGGUAUCUACAAAGGUCACUCAUACAAAUAAGAAAGGAGUUGAUGGUGCUGUCCUUCAGGCAGUUGCUAUUUGCCAGAGCUUGCAAAGUAAUCCUGAAGGCAAAUUGAAUCCUCAAGAAUUUUCAGAUAAGCUUUUCAAUGUCAUGGCUUCUGUGGAAAAGGAUGAGGAAGGCAAAAAUAAGACGACAGUGUUAAUGUUGCAUUCACAAUUUUGUGCUUUAGGCGCUAAUGGAACUGAUUGCCUCAAUUCGUUGCGAUCAUGUCAUGCACUGAGAGCUGAAGGGCAGCACUGGUCACACAGGCUGGGUCUGGAUGACCCCACCCCUUAUCAAGCUCAGCUGCGGGUCGUCAAGGAUCUGCUGGAGAAAGGUGACGCAGCUUCAGAUGAAGAAGUGCAAAUGAAGUUGGGCACUAGUGUUGCUGCUCUUUAUUCAGUACCAACUGCUAUAUUCUGCUUCUUGCGAGCAAGAACAAAUAUACCAGAAAUAGAGACUGAUAAUCCUUUUCGGCGCACUCUGCAGUAUGCAAUAUCAUUGGGAGGUGACACAGACACCAUAGCCUCCAUGGCAGGGGCCAUUGCAGGAGCUUUCUAUGGAGACAGUUUCAUCCCUGAAAAUCUUAAGAAGCAUUGCGAGUCAUCUCAGGAGAUCUCAGAUUUAGCAGAUUCCCUGUAUGAUCUGACAAAAAAGGCCUGAAAAUGUAUGAUAAUCAUUAUUUAGCAACUUUUUUUUAGAAUGUUUGUUCUCAAGAAACCCACAAUAGUAGGAAUGUUGCAAAUGGUUUAUAUAUAAUUGAAUGUUAUUUGUGAUACAAUCUGAAAACUUUUUGUGUAAUAUCCUUAGAAAUGAAUAAACAUAUGCAGAAAAUGUUCUUCAAAAAAAUUUCAAUGUUAUUGGAAAGACAUUUUAUAAUUUGCUGAAUGCUGAGUUUCUGUUUGUUUUUCUUUCGGUUAUCAGAUUUUUAAAACAGAUGUCAGAUGUUGAAAUCUUAGAAUAAUAUUGUUGAUUAAUUGCUUCCAUUGGUUUUAACAAUGGUGUUCAAUGUGAUUAAUUAUGACUUUAAUUCUUGGCUGUGAUUUUUAACUGAUUUGUCCAUAAUUGUUUACUAAGUGAGCCUUGUAAAUAAAAUGGUUUUAAACAUUCAUAUGUUCAGUUUUAUUAAAGACCAUAAAUUAAAAUAUUGCUUGGAUGUCGUGUCAUUGAAGUUUGUAAUUUGUUUCAUUAAUGAAAUGAGCGUCUUCAACUUGUUAAUUGUAGUGCUCAGGGUGGGCUAAAUUUUCACCAAGCCCCCCCUAAAAACAAAAACUACCCAGAUAAAAUAAUUUUUUUAAAUCAAAAUAUUAAUGAAAUUUAGAAUGUAAUCACAAUUUAAUGCUGAUGAACAAAAACAAAAACCCAACUACAAAAUAAAGUAUGCUAAUGAUAAAA
Gryllus bimaculatus (two-spotted cricket) is the source of this 2146-nucleotide messenger RNA. The record is from the annotation of a GenBank genome assembly. NCBI's taxonomy places the organism in Eukaryota, Metazoa, Arthropoda, Insecta, Orthoptera, Gryllidae.